ACAGCUUCUCCAGUUUAUCAGCCAGACUCGCAAACUGCAGGGUGUAAGACGAAAUAGCGAGAGGUUCUCUCUGCAGCACUGUGGGGAGAAAGGUCUUUUAAACUGAUCUUUAGCAAAGUGGCGUCUUCGGUUGUGAUAGCAUCAGGGGUUUCCAGUGCUGCAGCCAAUUCCACGGAAGAAAACAUUUAUGUGGACAUCAUGACAGAAAACUACGCAGAGUUCGGAAAAUCGACCGAGAGGUUUCCCAUUGUGCCCGAAAUCUCCAUUCGAAGCUUCACUUUUCGUGUAACUGAAAUCGCUUUAGGACUGGUUGCGUUUUUGGCUGUUAUUGUGUGCAUAAUAUUAGGAUCAAUGGUUAGUUCUGGCGUAGACAAUGGUUCAAAUUCACCGUCCACAAGCGCUCAAGUUGGUCAAAACCAGUUCUGUGUAUCCCCUCCAUGUCUUAAAAGCGCGUCCUAUGUAGUUUCCAAUCUCAAUACUUCUGUCAAGCCCUGUGAUAAUUUCUAUAAAUAUGCUUGUGGGCGUUUCAAGAUUGAAAAUCCUUUGGAUCCCGAAACUUCUUCGAGAACCGUGUACAGAAAUAUGUAUUACCAUAAUGAAGAGAAACUCAAGAAAAUUCUUGAAUCCCCCAUCGUCCGUAGCCAGGACUAUUCCACGGAGCGGAAGUUGAAGCACUAUUUUUCGUCGUGCACUGAUACUUACCGGAAAGAGCGUGCUAAGGGAUCACCUUUGAUCACCAAGGUAAUAAACAACAUUGGAGGCUGGUAUGUACUCGGAACCUUCAACAACAACUCCUUUGAUUUCCACAAUGCCUUUCGGAAGGUCUCUGUCGAUUACUGGACGGCGGCUUUCUACACGUUCCGGGUGGUCACCGACUGGUAUGACUGGCAUAGGAGAGUCAUCGAGUUGGAUUACGCUGGUAUGUCAAUGUAUUGGUAUUACUAUACGGAACCUUUAACUGAAAAGUACAGAAACGAUAUGAAAACAUUCAUGAUGCGUCUUGCGAAUUUCCUCGUCAGGGAUUCGAAUAUAACUUUGGACAACAAUACAAAAAACGCACGCAUAGAGACCUUUAUCAAUGACGCCUUCACCAUAGAAAUGAAUCUAGCCAAUAUCACGAAGAACACAAUGCCAACGUCAGACCCCCACGCUUACGAGAAGAGGGUGUCUAUAUCUGACCUCAAUACCAUGCUUGGUAUAGAGAUUGACUUCGCCACCCAUAUCCAAUACAUGUUUAACGACGCCAAUGUUGGUCCGUCAACAAAAGUUGUUUUACGGGAAGCUGAUUGGUUGAAAAAGAUGAAUGACAUGAUAGGGUCUUUAGGGGCCAAUAAAACUAGGAUGUUGAACAACUACCUGGUCUGGAAGUUGAUAGACCGCUAUGAAACGGAACUUUCCUGGGAGUACGUCCACGCCAACCGUGAGUUCUACGUAGAUAGGUACGGUAUCCCGCAGUUCCUGGGAACCUGGCUUUACUGUUUCCAAAGCAUGGAUCGGUACUUUGGAGACGCGCUUAGUUCUAUGUAUGUUAGGGACCAUUUUGCCGAUGAAAAUAAGGAAAAGGCUCAUGAGAUUCUGGACUAUGUAAAGGAGGCUCUGAUUGACAGCACCAUGCAAAACACGUUCAUGGAUGGUGCUACAAAAGCCAGAGCAAAAUCUAAGAUGCAAGGAAGCUUGGACAAACUCGGCUAUCCAGAUUUUAUGAUGAACGACGCGGCCAUGGACAACCUGUACAGUAGUCUCAACGUGGACCCGUAUGACUAUUUCGGAAACCUCCUGAGCGUGAACAACUACAUCCAGAAGUCGUGGAACAAGAAACUGAAGAACCACGUGAACAAAGAAGAGGAGUGGGUGUACCGGACGUACGACACCUUCAUGUCCUACUACAACCCCUGGAACGAGCUGCUGGUGCCCGCCGGACUCCUUCAGUUCCCGUUCUACGACUACACGCUCCCUCACUUCAUGAACUUUGGCUCUAUGGGAAGCGUUAUAGCUCACCAUCUUGUCCAUGGCAUCGAUCACUCAGGAGGGCACUACAAUGUGGAAGGCGUCCAUGAGGAUUGGUGGAGCAACCAGACGACCAACAAGUGGAAAGAUGCCAAGAAGUGUGUGGAGAACUACUACAACAACCAGAGCAUGGGUCCAUUCACCAUCCCAGGACAGACCAUUCCUGUCAAGGUGCCAGUAAAUGGUUUAAGAUGGUCGGCAGAAGCGAUGGCUGAAACUAGCGGAGUCCAGAUAGCAUAUAAAGCUUACAAAAAAUGGGUUCAGAAGAACGGUGGAGAGAAACUGGCUCCUGGAUUAGGCCUGACCAACGACCAGAUGUUCUUUGUCUCAUAUGCGCAGGCUAGCUGCUACAACCGAAAUGACAAUGUUGGCUAUUACAAUGCCGUCCGAGGAUUGGUGUCAGAGGACAUUAGAACAAACAGUGCCUUAGCGCAGAUUAAGGCGUUCUCAACAGCAUUCAACUGUCCAGCAAAGACGCCGAUGAAUGCGGAAGUUAAGUGUGCCAUGUAUGGAUAGAACCAAAAACAGAUCCAUUUCAAUAUUACAGACGCCAUGCCGGGAUUAUUCCUAAUGCAACUGGACUAGUGUUGAAAAUGUCUAUGAAAUGAACAAUGACCAACUCUUUACACAUUUUGAAAUGCAAAAAACAAUUAAAUAUAAACUAUUGUGAGGCUCGUAUAUAAUUAUAUAAUUCUGUUAAUAAUGUCUAUGAUAUACCCGGUCUAUUCAAUAAUGACAAUUGAUCGCGUGCAUUAUAUAUGACAUGUACAUGUAUAUCCACAAUGCUUUAUAAAUGAUUAAUUAAAUGAUGAUAGUGGGAGUAUUUUAGUAUUCAUAUGAUCUUUAUUAACAUACCUGUAGUCUAUUCCUUAUCCUUGCGUACUGUAUACUUGUACAUGUAUCUGCUUUGUAUAACACGUUCUCAGUACAUUGUACAGGAAUUUCAAAUAAAUUUUGAAAAUGUC
This is a messenger RNA of Magallana angulata, 2972 nucleotides long. Its product is annotated as endothelin-converting enzyme 1-like. The transcript has 14 exons. The record is from RefSeq and is a predicted model, not a curated record. Gene Ontology annotation, molecular function: metalloendopeptidase activity. Gene Ontology annotation, biological process: protein processing. Lineage: Eukaryota; Metazoa; Mollusca; Bivalvia; Ostreida; Ostreidae. Bases 199 to 2523 code for a protein of 774 amino acids. Gene Ontology annotation, cellular component: plasma membrane.